UUAUAUAUUCUUUCACAUAUUAAGAUAUUUAAAAAAAACGUAUUUGCUAAAAAAGGAAACUGAUUACACAUACGUCUAUUUGAAAUAGCAUUUUCAAGUUUGUGGUUUGGAUGAUUUUGGAAUUUCAAAAGUGGGACAAACUAGAGAAUCGUUCAACAAAACAUCAAGAGAAAUCAAAAAACGAUGAAUGUGUUUACAUGUGAAAAUAGAGAUGUUAAGAAGCUUUCAAGAAGAUUGAGAAAUUGUCUUAAUCUUACUGGUAUGUCGCAAGAUUUUAUUCGAUACAGGGUAUCAUCCUUCAAGUCAAUGGAAACAAUGAAUGCAAUAGCAAAUGUUAAUAGCGGUUGCUUAGAUGGAUUUUAUAUUGGAAGCCAAAUAGAAGGUGGAGCUUUGCUUGGUUUAGAUUCUGACGCAGAUAUGAUGUUUAUUGAUAAAGAGAUCAUCAUAAUCACUGACGUUGAGCAGUAUAGGCUCUGCAAUUUCAAUCAUAAAAGUCCUGAAGGCCAUAAAUAUAUUUUACCAAGGAAAAGUCUAAAAGAUCCUCCAAUUGGUCUUAUUCAUGACACUGAUGUAACUCCAGGUUAUGCAAAAGUUAUAGCUUUGGACAAGAAUACCUGUUUACCAGUUUCAAAUGGUAAAGAAUGUUCGUUAUCACAUCUCUUUGAAGAGAAUGCAGACGGAACCUACUUGUUUUCGCACGAAAAGUGGAAAGAGAGAAUAGCUUUAGUUACACCAUCACGGUACAAACAUGGACCUGCACUUUCAGAGGACUCUACAAAAGAGUUUAGAUCGUCUGACUUUGUUUAUGGACUAAAAUCGUCGUUUUGGCCAAAAUCUGCCGACGAAUGGAUAACUAGGGAACGAGCAUGUCAUUGGCCGCCACAAACAACAAUUGAACUCACAAAAAAAGGAUGUUUUCUUGUACCAGUUGGGCCAUUGCCAGAAAGACGGAGUACUGAAUGGAGGCUUUCCUUCACACUCUUAGAAAGAGAGUUGAUAUGGACAUGGACAAAUAUUCAGUACCAAUGUUUUAUGCUGAUGAAAAUUAUUAAAAGGGAAGUAAUUGAAAGAAACGUUCCUGAGGUUAUCUCAUCUUACCAUUUGAAAACUUUAAUGUUUUGGAUGUCAGAGGAACGGCCGUUAGAUUUUUGGAAAAAAGAAAACUUUCAUGUUUGCAUUGUGCAAUGUCUCAACAAACUCAGGGAAUUUAUAGAAAACGGAUACUGUCCGAACUACUUCAUUAGAAAGAAUAACCUUUUCAAAGGCAAACUUUCUAUUAGUACACAGAAUCAUAUAAUCACCAUUCUUCAUAAGUUUAUAAAGAACUUUUGGACAGACGUGUUUCUGCUUUCAACAAUAGAAAACGUAAUUCCCGCUGUAAAAGAUGCAGAUUUUGAUUGUUUUGCUGACUUACAAACGUCUUGUUUACAAAACACAACUUUGUUGACUGAAGUUAUCCAUCUACAUUUUAGUGUGCUCAUAAGCUUUGCAACAUCAGCAAUAAAACCAGCAUACCAGCUGAUAUCUGAUCGUGCACCUAAUAUAUCAAUAAGUAAACACGAAGAGUACCUGAAUUUAAUUUCACGCACAGAAAUGUCUGAUGAAAAAACUAAAAGCAUUGUACAAGCAUUAUGUUUUACAGUAUAUAUAAGUCUUGGCUCUCAGUGGUUUGCAAAGUCGUUAAAUACCCAGUGCCUUGAAGAGAAACAGAGAAUGGUACAAUUGGCUGAAGAUUAUAUAAGGAAGGGGAGCGAUUUUGACACAUCGUCGGGAAAACUGAAGUUGGCAACGAUAUACCUUGCUAGAGGAGACUUGAAUGCUUGUCGUCAUAUUGCACAUGAGGUUUUGUCAAAUGAAAACACCAUUUCAGUAUCUGGUUUUGAGCCUGCCAAUCCUGAAGAUAUUCCAAUGGUAUAUGCAUUACGAGUGUUACACAUGCAGCCAGACUUUACCUUAGAAAUACGAGAACGUUGUGCUUUGGAUGUCGUGUUUCUGGCAUCUGAAAUAGAACUUGCUCCUAGACCAAUACAAUUUGAAAUAAGUAGGGCUAUAGACGCAGAAAAGGAUCUUGACAUGGAUAAUCCAUUGAGAUGGGUAUCUAUAGAUGCAAAGUUCUAUGCUCUUUUGUUGAAAUUUUUAGUCGCACACGAACAAAAUGAAAUUAUUGUCAGAGACAGAACCUUAUCUGCCAUUAGAGCAUACGUAGCUAUAGGGAGUCCUCAAUUUGUGUGCAAAAUCAUGGCACUGAAUAUAGCUGGCUAUUGUCUUCAACUAGUGGGUGAUAUUGAUUGGAGUGUUGAUGUUUUUCUUGGAUCACUUCUUUUACAACGGUCUUAUAACGCUGCAAACUGGCACCUAGCGCUCUUAAUUUGGAAUGAGUGGGAAAAGUGUACUAAUAAAAGCAAUAGUGCUUGACAGGAGCAGACUUGAAAACAUUGAUAGUUUAUUGCUUAAAAAACUUUGCACAAAAUGUUAAAUCCAUAACUAGUAUACAUGUCAAUAUAUUAUGCAUAAUAUGUAUACUUAAGUUUAAUCAAUGAUAUUAUAUUUUCGAUCCUUGAAGAUCGUUCAGCACGACAUUAUUGUUGUGCUUGUGGUAUUUUUAGUUUCAACUUUUCUAGUUUGGUGGUUCCAAUAUUCCUACUUGAAUAAUGUUGAAUCACCCUUAGGAUAUGUUGCCUGCUUUUUAAAUUUGUCUUUUGACGUCUUAUCUUAGAUAUGCAGGCUUCAUAAACUCUGAUCCCCUUUCAAAAUUCCAUUUUAAUUAGUUCCGCCCAUUGUUUUCUCGUUUAGGGCACACGCUUUUUAUUGGUUGGGGACGCCUCAGGCUAAUAUGACAGUCUUCAGUCCAAUAACAAGGCAAUUAAAAAUUUUUUUAUUAACAUUAUAAUAAUGGUUUUAGAAAAUGUAAGUUGAGAAAGUAGCUAUAAAUGUGAAAAAUAUGUUGUAAAAUUAGGGAAAUGUAAACAAAGAAGUGUUUUGACUUUCAUACAACAUAUUAAUGCACUAUAUCUAUGUAAAAAGCCAAAAAGAAAAAAAAACAACAGAUGACAAAAGUUAAUCAAUCAAUUGGCCAAUGAGUAACGUUUUGGAUACUAAAAUACAAAUAAAAGCAGAGGGGGAUCACAUGACUUUGGAUAGUAAUACAAACGUCUGCAAAGAACCUUUUUACUAUACGUAUCAUCUAGCAACAUAUUCUAUGGCCUUCUACGAUAAAAGAUGUCAAUAUUA
Messenger RNA from Ruditapes philippinarum (Manila clam), 3231 nucleotides. RefSeq lists its product as uncharacterized. NCBI's taxonomy places the organism in Eukaryota, Metazoa, Mollusca, Bivalvia, Venerida, Veneridae. Bases 184 to 2415 code for a protein of 743 amino acids. The transcript is spliced from 2 exons. The record is from RefSeq and is a predicted model, not a curated record.